AUGAAUGAGUGUUCAUACCACUGUUCGGCUCCUGAGUUCCCUGGACUAUAGCAUAACACCCAGCCAGCCCAGAGUCUCAGCAGUCUAGUCUGUCACUGGAUCUGAUAUGAAACCCAGCUCAUCUGGCAGUCCCCAAGCCUCCCCACUGUUCAUUCCCCAAAGAUAAAAACCCAAGAAGCCUCAGUCGCUACAGCCAGGAGAGUGGAGGUUAGGAAGGAAAUGGAAGGCAGUGUGUGUGCUCUGGGCAAUGGAAGCUACACUGAGGAUUUGGGAGAAGGAAUAGAGGUAGGCAGGAGGAAGAGGUAGGAGCCAGUUUCGUUUGUUUAUUGUUUGCCUCAACCUUGAAAUGGAAAAUCACUAUGGAGGUGGAGGCAAAGUAGGUUUGGCCCACACCAGCCAAUGGAGGGAGAGUUGUGGAGGGAGGCAUUGAAAAGAAGGAGGAAGAGGAAGAAGACCCUGGCGCUCUGCCCCUUUGGCUCACCUGUGGGUAAAAAGAAUGUGUCUGUGCAGCCUAUUCUUCUGCAUCCGCUGAGUGCGAAUGGCAUCCUGAGCGCCUCUUCUACUGCUUCCAACAGAUCACGAAAUAGAGCUCGUUAUCGGACCAAAGCCAUGAACUCUGAGGUGGAUGAGAGCCUCUUUGGAGGCAUCAAGCCCCCAGCCCAGAGCCAGAGCCACAGCCCCAUUGUGCUGCUGCGAGACAAGCAUACCAUCCGGAAAACUCUCACUGCCCUGGGCCUGGACCACAAGCCAGAGACCAUCCAGCUCAUCACCAGGGACAUGGUGCGAAAACUCAUUGUUCCCACAGAGGACCCCUCCGGGGAAUCCCUAAUCAUCAGCUCUGAGGAGUUUGAGCGGAUCAAAAGGGCUUCACAUGUUGUGACCAGAGAAGAGUUGGAAGCCCAGGAGCAGGCCUUCAAGAAGGAGAAGGAAGCCGUUGUGGAUGCGGUGACCACACGCAAGAAGAUCAUGAAACAGAAGGAAAUGGCGCGGAAGAACAACAAGAAGCUCACGGACCUGGAGGAGGAGGCCAAGGAUCGGGCCCAGGACCUCCUGCAACGAGCCAGCAAGCUGCGCAUGGAGCAGGAGGAGGAGCUCAAGGACAUCAACAAGAUUAUCCUCAAUGCCAAAUGCCAUGCCAUCCGGGAUGCCCAAAUCCUGGAGAAGCAGCAGAUACAAAAAGAGCUGGAUGCCGAGGAGAAGCGGUUGGAUCAGAUGAUGGAAGUGGAGCGGCAGAAAUCCAUUCAAAGGCAGGAGGACCUGGACAGGAGGAGGCGGGAGGAAAGAAUACGAGGAAGACGACACAUUGUGGAGCAGAUGGAAAAGAACCAGGAGGAGCGCUCACUGCUUGCAGAGCAACGGGAGCAGGAGAAAGAGCAGUUGCUGGAGUACAUGGAGCAGCUCCAUGAGGAGGAUCUGCAGGACCUGCAGCAGAGACACCAGCAAAGGCUGAAGAUGCAAGCUGAGAUUAAGCGCAUCAAUGAUGAAAACCAGAGGCAGAAAGCACAGCUGCUGGCUCAGGAGAAGCUGGCAGACCAGAUGGUGAUGGAGUUUACCAAGAAGAAGAUGGCUCGAGAAGCAGAGUUUGAGGCUGAGCAGGAGAGAAUCCGGAGAGAAAAAGAGAAGGAGAUCGCCCGCCUGAGGGCCAUGCAGGAGAAGGCCCAGGAUUACCAGGCAGAACAGGAUGCCUUGCGGGCCAAGCGCAAUCAAGAGGUUGCAGACCGAGAGUGGCGCAGAAAGGAAAAGGAAAAAGCACAGAAGAAGGUGGAAACUGAGGCUAAGCUGCGAAAAAGUCGACUGGAACAGGUGGCUUUCAAGGAGCACACCCUGGCUGUUCAGGUGCAACGGGACCGGGAUGAGUUUGAGCGGAUUCUCCGGGCUCAGAGAGAGCAGAUUGAGAAGGAGCGGCUGGAGGAGGAGAGAAAGGCCACAGGGCGCUUGCAGCAUGCCAACGAGCUCCGGCGCCAGGUGCGUGAGAACCAGCAGAAGCAGGUGCAGAACCGGAUUGCCACCUUCGAGGAGGGCCGGCGCCUCGAAGAGGAGGCCCAGAAGCGGCAGGAGCGUAUUAACGACAUCAAGAAGAAGAAACUUGAAGAGCUGAGAGCCUCCGGCCUUCCUGAGAAGUACUGCAUUGAAGCCGAGCGCAAAGCUAACGUCCGGCCAGCAGCUCUGUAAACCAAAGGGGGAGCCUUCAGGGACCUUGGGGUGCCUUCGGGGGACAGAUUUUGCCCAGUUUCUGGGUGUCAAUAAUUGCUGCUAACCUAGACAUUUCAUAUGUACAGAUUAAAUCUGUUCUACUUCUCUACGGAA
Molecule: messenger RNA, 2307 nt
Organism: Chinchilla lanigera (long-tailed chinchilla)
Lineage: Eukaryota; Metazoa; Chordata; Mammalia; Rodentia; Chinchillidae
Gene: Cfap45
Product: cilia and flagella associated protein 45
Exons: 12
Coding region: 400-2172 (590 amino acids)
Source: RefSeq, a predicted model, not a curated record